AUGUCUUCUACAGCCGAAACCUACCAACCACAAGAUGCCAUCUCUUCCACAAUCAAGACCACACUCAUGACAGGUGCUGUCGGACUCUUCGCCUCGUCUGUUCAGAACACCCUUCAAAAACGAAACUACGGCCCCUGGGGCGUUAUCACAAGAACAGGCGGCACAAUUGCUUUAUUCGCCUCGGUGGGCGGUGCGUAUCAAUUCGCGAGGGUAGCGGCAGCGAAUCUAAGGGAGAAAGAGGACCACUGGAAUGCUGCGUGGGGAGGACUUUUCGGCGGAGCAGCUAUUGGAUUGCGCGCCCGAACAUUCCCCGCAGUUCUUGGUUACGGCGUGAUUGUGGCCAUGGCCCUCAGUGUAUUUGAGUUUACUGGAGGAAGUCUUGCUGGCAAAGGACAUGCCACCGAGGAAGAUGAAUUUGACAGGCGGGAAAGGCUCAGGAAAAAUUUCCGAUCCCCAAUCGAGGAGACAAUUGCCCAACUUGGUGAAGGCAGAGGUAUCCGGGGUGAGAACUACGAGGAACGAAGGCGGCAGAGGAUAAAGGAGAAGUACGGCAUUGACGUGCCUGCCACAGCACAGCCCGCUGGAGCAUAA
This is a messenger RNA of Histoplasma mississippiense, 591 nucleotides long. RefSeq lists its product as hypothetical. The transcript has 4 exons. Bases 1 to 591 code for a protein of 196 amino acids. Lineage: Eukaryota; Fungi; Ascomycota; Eurotiomycetes; Onygenales; Ajellomycetaceae. Gene Ontology annotation, biological process: mitochondrial respiratory chain complex I assembly. The record is from RefSeq and is a predicted model, not a curated record.